CCGCCGCCAGCGCCGCCGCCUUCCUUGUGGCCGCCUCAUGGCUUUCAACUUCGGAGCAGCCGCCGGCGCCACAACCGCCCCAAACCCUGCGGGAUUUGGUGGCCUCGAAACGGCAAACUCCCCUGCCAGUGGGUUUAAUUUUGGGGGUUUCGGCUUAACUCCUAACCCCGCAGUGAAUUUUAAUAUUGGGAAUUUUGGUGUGUCUGCUACCUCGGCGCCACCAUUCAAUUUCGGUAACAGUUUGCCCAGCGCAGGAGCCUUUGGAGGGUUUGGGACGACGACCACCACAGCUGGGCCCACAUUUAGCUUCUCCACCCCUGCCAACACAACCACCCCCGGGCUCUUCGGCGCUACUCAGACCAAAGGUUUUGGAUUUGGCGCUGGCUUCGGGACAGCGGCAGGCACCGGAACCGGCCUUGGGACCAGUUUGGGAACUGGGUUGGGCUUCGGAGGCUUCAACACCCAGCAGCAGCCAACCCUCAGCAGCCUCUUCAGUCAGCCGACGCAAGCCCCCACCCAGUCCAACCAGCUGAUCAACACAGCCAGUGCCUUGUCUGCCCCCACCCUCUUGGGAGACGAGCGGGAUGCCAUUUUGGCCAAGUGGAACCAGCUGCAGGCAUUUUGGGGCACAGGCAAAGGCUACUUCAACAGCAGCAGCGCCCCAGUGGAGUUCACGCAGGAAAACCCGUUCUGCAGAUUUAAGGCCGUGGGCUACUGCUGCAUGCCCAACAACAAGGACGAAGACGGCUUGGUCGCCCUGGUCUUCAACAAAAAGGAAGCGGAGAUCCGAAGCCAGCAGCAGCAGCUUGUGGAGUCCUUGCACAAAAUCCUGGGCUCCAACCAGACUCUCACGGUCAACGUCGAAGGUGUCAAGACAAUGCCCGAUGACCAGACCGAGGUAGUCAUCUACGUGGUUGAGCGGUCACCGAACGGGACCUCGAGGCGAGUCCCGGCCACCACCCUCUACGCCCACUUUGAGCAGGCAAACAUCAAGACCCAGUUCCAGCAGCUUGGCGUCACCCUCACCCUGGUCAGGACGGAACUCUCCCCGGCCCAGAUCAAGCAACUACUGCAGAAUCCUCCUGCAGGUGUUGAUCCGAUCAUCUGGGAACAGGCUAAAGUGGAUAAUCCAGAUCCUGAGAAACUGAUUCCUGUGCCGAUGGUCGGCUUCAAAGAGCUCUUGAGAAGGCUGAAGGUCCAGGACCAGAUGACAAAACAGCAUCAGACCAGAUUAGACAUAAUAUCGGAAGACAUCAGCGAGUUGCAGAAAAACCAGACGACGACGAUGGCCAAAAUAGCCCAGUACAAGAGGAAACUGAUGGACCUGUCGCACAGAACGUUACAGGUCUUAAUCAAGCAAGAGAUCCAGAGGAAAAGCGGCUACGCCAUCCAAGCAGAUGAGGAGCAGCUUCGCGUCCAGUUGGACACCAUCCAGUGCGAACUCAACGCGCCCACACAGUUCAAGGGCCGACUGAAUGAGCUGAUGUCCCAGAUCAGGAUGCAGAACCACUUUGGGGCGGUGAGAUCGGAAGAGAGGUACUACAUCGACGGUGACCUUCUGCGGGAAAUCAAGCAACAUCUGAAGCAACAACAAGAAGGUUUGAGUCACCUGAUCAGCAUCAUCAAAGACGACCUGGAAGACAUAAAGCUGAUAGAGCACGGAUUGAACGAGAGCAUCCCUAUCAGGGGUGGGGUCUUCAGCUGACGGACCGCUUCCCGUCUCCGGAGCCCUACGGAAACGCGUUGCUUUGUUCCCCGUGCCUGAAACCGGGAAGGGCGUUGUGUCAAUAAACCCGAGGGAACGUCCUAAGAGAGAUCCGGCGCUUGUGCCAUUUCUCUCCCUCCCCCAUCCCCCCCCCCCCCCCAAUCCAGGUUUUUUCAGCUUCAAAACAGAUUUUAGGCUUAUGAAGCUGAUUUCAAGGGGUGGGGAGGAACUGGGAAGCCGUUUCUGUGAUCUAAAACGUGCAUUUUUUUUGCAGCAUCAGUUGUGUAAAAAAACCCCCACAACUUUCAGUGUUAGAAAUCUUAAUUAGGAAGCGUUACAUUCUCUCUCCCCCCCCCCCUCCCUUCAUACAGACACCACACACAACUGCUGCCUGAUGUGGAUCCAAAGCCCUUUCCCUCGGUCUAGACGAACUGUGUAAAAUUGGAGCCCUUGGUAGGGAUGGGGGCCGGCUGUGGGCCAUUUGUGGGUCUGAAGCUCUGGCAUAAGGCAAAGCCCGAGGCUUUUCGUUGUUGUUGCUCAGAACCCAAAGGCUAUAUUUUUAUAUCACUAAAUCACAAUUUGCAAAGCUCCUUUUCCCUUUUAGAGUGUAAUAAAAACCAGACAUCUACUUCA
Heteronotia binoei (common prickly gecko) is the source of this 2338-nucleotide messenger RNA. RefSeq names its product nucleoporin 54 (gene NUP54). The record is from RefSeq and is a predicted model, not a curated record. Bases 38 to 1705 code for a protein of 555 amino acids. Gene Ontology annotation, molecular function: structural constituent of nuclear pore. Gene Ontology annotation, biological process: NLS-bearing protein import into nucleus; protein localization to nuclear inner membrane; nuclear pore organization. The transcript is spliced from 13 exons. Lineage: Eukaryota; Metazoa; Chordata; Lepidosauria; Squamata; Gekkonidae. Gene Ontology annotation, cellular component: nuclear pore central transport channel; nuclear pore.